This is a messenger RNA of Sitophilus oryzae (rice weevil), 4229 nucleotides long. RefSeq lists its product as uncharacterized. NCBI's taxonomy places the organism in Eukaryota, Metazoa, Arthropoda, Insecta, Coleoptera, Curculionidae. The record is from RefSeq and is a predicted model, not a curated record. Bases 1921 to 3732 code for a protein of 603 amino acids. The transcript is spliced from 2 exons. Gene Ontology annotation, molecular function: zinc ion binding; nucleic acid binding.
UAUUUAUCUAAAAUAACGUUAAUUAAAGUAAUAUUAAUAAUAACCACUUUAUAUACUUACUUUUGGUAUUUGUUUACUUCUGUUCAAGUGGAAAUAUUCAUUGCAUUUUGUUAGUUGUUUGGUUGCUACAAAGGGAAACCAUAUUAUAUUAAUUAUAUUAUACGAAACGAUGUACAUACCUUUUUAAUAACAAUAAUACCUUCAAUAAUUAUUAUUAAUAAAUAAUCUGAUUGUGAUUUUUGUUUAGAUUAAUUAAUUUGUGGUUAGGGCAGAAACGUCAAAUCAUCAACGGGUCUAACGGUGUUGCCAGCUUCUUGAAGUUUUCUUAAAUCAUAUUUCACCUCAUUCAUAUUUAGUCUCUAAAUAAUUAAUUUUAGCAUUUAACUUAUUUUAAUACUUUUAUUUAUUAAUGAUCUUAAACUCUUAUCAAUUGUAUCUAGUUGUAAUUGCAUUUAACUUAUUAUUAUUGUUUGAUUUAUUAUUAAGUUUCUUUUAUUAUCGGAUUACUCCUGGCAACAUUGGUACUUAACUGGUUGCGGAUGUACCUAGGGAUUUUAUAGCUAAAUUUAUAUCAGGAAGGGGUAUCGAUAUUAAAAUUCCAAGCGCCCACCUGUCUGGUGAUUUCCUUUCUUUUCUUUUCGGCACGCUGGCAGUGAAGUCACGUUUUGAGUUGGAAAAAUCCUUUCAUUUGAUUUUGGGAAAGGUUAAUAAUUCUCUACGUUUAAUUGAUAUUAUAUAUAUAUCAUACAGCUACGGCUGGAUUGAGACGAAACUAAUAGCGUUGCAUCUUUUGUAUUAUUUCCAAGGAAAUCGCCCACAGUUUGGGCACCUUGGUUUGGUUUUUCUUUUUACGCACCAACUUGAUUCCACGAGGGUUUUCACGACUGGCUAGCGAGGUUCCUGUUCAAACCAAUUGAUCAGCUAAGGGGAAGCCACGUGGUUGGGCCUUCUGGUUGUGCGGCAGAUCCUGGCGUAGGGGAUUUUUUUUGGGACCCUUACGAAUAAAAGCUAAGUACCAAACUCUUUAUUAGCUCCCUCUCGUUCCUGCGUACUUAAUAAAUAUUGUACCUAUUUUUUUUUGUUGCUUCUGAUUAGUUUUAGUAAAGACCAUUUAUUUAGUAAUUUAAGUAUCAUUUAUAUCGUGGGUACCCCGUUUUUCAUAUAUAUUAAAUUUUAGUAGAGUAGGUAAUUUUUUUAGUCUAGGUUACACUAACUGGUCAUCUAACGGGUAACCAGGAUUAUCAAUUGUUGCAAAUAUUUAAUUUAUAAUAUAGUCAUUUUAAUUUCCCUAUAUUAUUGUAAUAAUUAUUUAAACCAUUUUAAAUUGUAUUGUUUCAAAUGAUGAGCUACCCUACUCUGAAUAAACGUCUGUCUUGUUAAUCUGUGUUUUAUUGUGUAAUUACAUUGAACUAAAAUUUGGUGUUUUAUAUAGGUACAAUUUUGAACCCACCUCCCAAACGGGAAGGUAGCAAAUGGCGCCCGAACAGUUGUAAGAGUCCGCAGGAGAGAGCAAAGCAUUUCAUCAGUUUCCAUCAUCGUCAGGAUCACCAAGAAGUCCCUACUCAUCAAUUUAACAGUCAACAGUCUACGCUGGAUGUGCCAAGUCCAACCUAACUCGAGAGUAAUUGGAUAAAAUUGGUAGAUAUAUUUAUUGUAAACUGUGUAUUUUUUCCCGCAUUUUUUUUGGUCCUUUGCACUCUAUUUUUCUGAGAUUAUAAGAGGGUAUUUAAAAAAAAAAUAUAGAUUAUAUUUGCUGGUUAGAUUGCUCAAUUGGUUUAUUCAGCUUUCUCUUUAAAUUUAAAGUUUGAAAUUUUUAAUAGUAAGUUAAUUGAUAAUUUAUUCUGAAUUUAUUUGAAUUUUUUUUAAUCUUUAUAUAAGUCCUAUUUUCUAUUUCUAUUUCGUAUCAUAAUACUUAUCAAAAUGAUGAAAAUUGAACCUGAUAGGCUCGUAAAGGAAGAGCUUGAGUAUGAAAUUAAGAUUAGAGGAAUUUUACCAACUGGAAAUGUCAAAGAGUUAACAAGGACACUUCGUGAUUUGCUAACUUUAGAGAACGAGGGUCAUUCAUUUAGUAUGAAAGUUGAGUUUGAUGCUGAGAGUGAAAUUAAAAUUUGCCAGGAAAAAUUAAUAGAUCUUGAAUCUCUGAUUAAAGCUCCACUAUCGGAGGCCAUUAUUAGAAAAUUAAAAUCAAAAUUAGGGCAUUUAGUAGGUCGUUGUGAGAGAAUUACUUCCAAUGAUAAAGAAAUAAUAGAAAUAAAAGCAAAACUCUUAACUGAUAUUUUUAAGUAUGUAUCACUUUUUCGAAAGUUGUGUGAGGAACAUAAGGGAUCGUCAGAACCUUUAGAUAUCCAAUUUCAGCAAAGUUUAAUAACUUCAACUCCCAAUAGGUCUAGUUCAAAUGCAACUGAAAAUCAAAGUGCAACUGGGCUGCCAGUAUUAAUGAAUAAUUUAAGUCUUAACAAAAGGGUUAAUUUUUCUUCGUGGGGUUUAACUUUUAGUGGGGAUUCAGAUACAAUGGGAUUAAAUGCAUUUUUAGAAAGAAUUGAAGAACUGUGUGAAGCUCAUAAUGUGUCACAUGAUGAUUUAUUCAGGGGUGCUAUUGAAAUUUUUGAGGGAAAGGCUCUUAUUUUCUACAGGGCAUUAAAAGGGAAAGUUAAUGAUUGGAAAACUUUAUGUGAACAUUUCAGGGAAGAAUUUUUGCCUAGGGAUUAUACUGAAAGGUUAUGGGAGCAAAUCAAAUCAAGAACUCAAGGGGAAAAAGAAUCCAUUACAAUUUAUGUAGCAUACAUGACUAAUUUAUUUAACAGAUGCUCUGCAUCAAUAAACGAAGCUAUGAAACUAAAAAUUUUGAGAAAAAAUAUUUUACCAUUUUAUCAAACGCAGCUAGGGUUAGUGGACAUAUCUACAGUGGAUGAACUUAUUAAGCUUUGUAAACGAAUUGAGGAUAGUAGAGUGAAUGUUUUGAAUUUUGUACCGCCAACAGUAGAUAAGCACUCAGUUGAACCAGAUUUGCUAUAUAAGGCUAAUGCGAUUGAAAAACAAAGUAGGAAAAGGUUAGAUAGUUUGGAAGCAGAGAAACAAGUCAGUUUUAAUUUACAACCAAGUAAUAAACAAAUUUCAAAUAAUAAAAGUAGAAACUAUAGUUCAGAUAGAGAAAGUACAGAUAGAAAUGCUCACUUAGGUAGAAAUAGAGAAAUUAGUAACGAUAGGUUAAAUCGGGGUAGCGUUAGGGAACAAGACAGACGAACUGGGACAGUAAAUAAAUGGAGAGAUGGGUCAUAUGAUAGAGCUAGAUUUUAUAGGAAUAGGAGUAACGAUCGUUCGAGUAGUGUUGAAAGUUAUAAUGGGGACAGAUUUUAUCAAGACAGAAGUAGGGAACGUCAUAAUACCCCAGAAAGGUAUUAUAAUAAAAAUAGGUUAAGUAGAAAUAAUGAUUAUUUUGCUGGGAAUCAGCCUAGGGAAAAUAGUUUUAAUAGGGGCAGGUCGUCCUGUAGGGAUAGAUCUGAUUUAGGUAGUUAUAGGGAACAUAGAAAUAGUAGGUAUGAUAGUUAUAAUAGGGAUUUGGAUAAUAACACUAGAGGGAACGUCGUUAAGUGUUAUAGAUGUAAUGGGGAUAAUCAUUUAGCAAGACAUUGUAAAGCGCAGGUCAGAAAGUGUUUUUCUUGUGGGUUAUUAGGUUAUACAAAAGUUAGUUGUCCAAAAUGUAAUAAACAGGGAAACGGUUCGAGGAGUUAAGUGUAAACCGAGCUUCAACUUCGACGGUUUUAUCGGUUGAUAAUUUUGGCUUAGAUUCUAGUAUUGAUAAUUUUUGUUCUAAGGAUGAACUGUUUAACUUUAACACAUAUAGUAAACCAAUUUUAGACUACAUGUUAACUCAGGCCGGAGAUGGUGAAUGUCCAUAUGUUUCAGUUAGGUUAUAUGAUUGGGAAGUAAAAGGGUUGCUUGAUUCUGGGGCGAAUAGAAUAUUUGUCAAUGAGCACACUAUGAAUGUGAUGUUAAGUUUAGGGGUAAAACUACAAAAUGUUUCUGACAUGACUUGUACUGUCGCAAAUGGCUCUGAACUCGAGUGUCUAGGAUUUAUGUCAGUGCCAAUUAAGCUUAAAAACAAAAUAGUCGUUUUCCAAGUAUAUAUUUUAAACAAUCUUAGGCAUAGGUUAGUGCUAGGAACCGAAUUUUGGAUUAAAAUGGGGAUUGUACCAGAUUUGAGAAGGGGUGAAUGGCAUUUUGGGGAA